This is a messenger RNA of Struthio camelus australis, 3390 nucleotides long. It is a transcript of the gene LMOD1, whose product is annotated as leiomodin 1. Gene Ontology annotation, biological process: myofibril assembly; muscle contraction; pointed-end actin filament capping. Gene Ontology annotation, cellular component: cytoskeleton; myofibril; striated muscle thin filament. Gene Ontology annotation, molecular function: tropomyosin binding; actin binding. NCBI's taxonomy places the organism in Eukaryota, Metazoa, Chordata, Aves, Struthioniformes, Struthionidae. The record is from RefSeq and is a predicted model, not a curated record.
GCUGCUGAGAUUUAACGCUUCAGCACCUGCUGCCACUGAGGGAAGCCGUAUCAAGGCUUCGAUUUUUUUUUCUCUAUCCUUGGUACCACAUACCACCGCAACCGUGUCUCGCCAGCGAGCCACCAGGAUGUCCAAGGUAGCCAAAUACCGGCGACAAGUUAGCGAAGAUCCAGAUAUUGAUAGUUUGUUGUCCACUCUGUCUCCAGAGGAGAUGGAAGAGCUGGAAAAGGAGCUGGAUGUGGUGGAUCCAGAUGGAAGCAUCCCUCUGGAGCUCGAGCAGAGCAGCCAAACAGAAAAGCGCCCAGCUGGCCCGCACAGCCGCGACACAGCGCUCAAUCGCUGUGACAAGGAGCCCAAGAAAAUUAUUCAGCGGGAACUCUCGGUAGACGAAAGCAGAUCAACAGAGAAGAAGAAGGAAGCGAAGAAUGGAGAAGAAAAGGGAAAGGAAGCUCCUUCCAAAGACCUGGCCCAGAAACGAAAUACAGAAGCGGGGAAAGACUCUAAAAAGGAAGAAAGUGUUAAGAAAACAGACCCAAAAGUUAAAGCUGAGCCUGAGAGAAAACCCAAAGAGGAGAAAGCCAUCAAUGACAAAGUCAAGGCUAUGGAGAAAAAACUGAUGGGGAAGGAUAAAAAGGAGGAAGAGAAGGGUUCAGUGUUAAAGAAGGAUGCAGAGAAGGAUAAAAAGGAAGAAGAGAAGGGUUCAGCAUUGAAGAAGGACACAGGGAAGGACAAAAAGGAAGAGAAGGGUUCAGCAUUAAAGAAGGACACAGGGAAGGACAAAAAGGAGGAAGAGAAGGGUUCAGCAUUGAAGAAGGACACGGGGAAGGACAAGAAGGAAGAGAAAGGUUCAGCAUUAAAGAAGGAUGCAGGAAAGGAUAAAAAGGAAGACGAGAAGAGUUUGGGAUCAAAGAAAGAGGUAGGAAAAGAUACAAAAGGAGAAGAUAAGAAAGAAAAGGAUAGAAAAGAAGAAAAGAAUUCAGCUUUGAAGAAAUCGAAGGCUGAUGAAAAGGGUAAAUCCCAGCCAGAGCCAGAAAAGGCAGGAGAGGAGAAAGCCGCUUCAGAACAGGAAGCCGAAACGACCACGGAGGCUGAGAGCAGCACCUCCAAGACCACCAGCAGCCCCCCAGAACAGACCAAGGAUGACGAGGCCUCCAGCAUUUUCGAUGAGCUUAUUGAGAAAGUGAAGAACAACGAUGCUGAGGUCACAGAAGUGAAUGUGAACAACUCGGACUGCAUCAACAACGAGACCCUGGUGCGCUUCACUGAGGCCCUGGAGUUCAACACCGUGGUCAAAGUGUUUGCGCUGGCCAACACCCGUGCUGAUGACCACGUGGCCUUUGCCAUCGCCAUCAUGCUGAAGGCCAACAAGGUGCUGACGAGCAUCAACCUGGACUCGAACCACAUCACCGGCAAGGGCAUCCUGGCCAUUUUCCGGGCACUGCUGCAGAACAACACGCUGACGGAGCUGCGUUUCCACAACCAGCGGCACAUCUGCGGGGGGAAGACGGAGAUGGAGAUUGCCAAACUCUUGAAGGAAAACACUACCCUCCUGAAAUUGGGCUACCAUUUUGAGCUGGCUGGGCCUCGCAUGACAGUCACCAACCUGCUAAGCCGAAAUAUGGACAAACAGAGGCAGAAACGCCUCCAGGAGCAGAAACUGGCACAGGAACGUGCAGAGAAGAAAGACCUCCUGGAGGUGCCCAAGCCCGGAGCCCUGCCAAAGGGAUCCCCCAAGCCUUCCCCGCAGCCAUCCCCCAAGUCUUCCCCCAAAAACACUCCGAAGAAAGGGGGGGCGCCCGCUGCGCCACCUCCACCCCCUCCUCCGCUCGCCCCGCCGCUGAUCACUGAGAACCUGAGGAACUCGCUAUCACCGGCCACGCAGAGAAAGAUGGCAGAUCGGGCACUGCCAGCCCAGGAGAAGAACUCGCGGGAUCAGCUCCUGGCAGCCAUCCGCUCCAGCAACCUCAAACAGCUCAAGAAGGUGGAGGUACCAAAGCUGCUGCAGUAGGGAGCGGGAUGGCUCUGCCACAUGCAGCCCAGUGUGGCAGACCCCAGGACACUCGCCUUUCUCGUGACCGUUUCCAUGACAAGCCCUUUGGGACCCUGCAGUGACUGAUGCCGAGGAGCAGUGAUCUCUCUGGGACUGACGGAGGAGGGACCGGGCCCGAGGAGGGCCAGCACGGUCAUUUGAUGCAGUGUGUGAGGAAGACGUUGUAUUUAUUAUUUUUACAUUUGUGAAGCCCUAAAGCUCUUUCUUUUGCCAGCACCAUGCCCCGCUCCGUCCGGCCACCUGGAGAUGCUGAGGCUAGAGGAUGGGUCGCAAAAUCUUGGGGAUGGUGGGUCACUCCUGUUUCCGCCCAGAGCUCUCGGACGUCCAACGGAAGACACCGGCUCAGCUUUGCUAAUGGCACCCUGUCACAUCCGUGUCCACGCACGGGCCUCGGCCCCGUGUGGCUCUGUGUGUGGAUAGCAGCAGGUGCACAGGGAAACCUCUGCCAAGAGGGAGCGAGCAGGGGACUGGGCUGAGCUCCCACCUCCGGCUCUGCAGCAGUGGGACAGGGGACAAGGUAGCCCAGGAGGAUGACACAUAGGCAGCUCCCUCCACCUCUCUGUAUCAGCAUCUCCAGGCCCCUGGGGGCUGGGGACCGCUAGACCAUUGUCACUGCUGGCUUCCCACCUUGGCUUCCCACAGGGUCUCUGAAGGUCUCGGGGCUCUGGCACAGGCAUCGAGGUUGCCAGGCCCCAGAGGUCGGGCUCGAUGGCAGGAGGCGUUUGUUGCAUGCGGUGGGGGUUAAGAGGAGCAGCCAGGAAGAGAGAGGUGAUGAUGGAGAGGGAGAUGGAGCAGGAGAUGGAGCCGAGCUGCGACAGCCUGGAGCAGAGAGGGCUCUGGGCGUCGCGGCCGGAGGGGCUGCAGCUGCGCGGGGCUGGUGGCGGCCUCCUCGCUUCCUUUCACCGCUCAUGGUGCCUUUGGGAAGGUCAGAGCCCCGGGCUAGCCAGGCCAUGUCCCCCCUCCCCAGCGCUGUCCUUACGCCCGGGGGUGGAGCAGCAGGGCUUGCUGCCACGUAGCUUACCACCAGCGAGCUUUGCUUCAGCGAAAGCCAAAGCCCCCGCAGCGUUUUAAGCAAUCUCUUUAGAAAAAAGCAAAGCGGCCCCAGCCCGUCCCCUCCUGAGAGCUUUCGGAGUGCCAAGGCUAUGAUUUUUCACUCUGAAAAGACCAUUAGUCGCAGAGAGGAUUUUUAAGAGUUCAGACAGGCCAAAUGUCACCUCUGGGGCGCUGCAGCCCACUCCAUCCAUUUGCGAAGUUUGGCUUUUGGGUCCAGUUUGGGCUUUUCUUUUCCCCCAUCCUGUCCCACCACCUUCUGCCACCCUGACCCACCACCUUCUGCUAGA